AUGGCGUUCGCCGCGGCAAGGAUGAUCCUCAAGGACAAGCGCAGGAAACCUAGCAAAGAGGACUUCGCACCGCGAAACAGAAGCAAGGCUCGCAGCGCCAGCACAAGUAGCUUUAGAAGCCUAAGCCAGGCACGCAACAAACCGGCGGAUGGCGUGGGUCAUGUAAACCAAAAAGGUGCUUCCGGUCAGAAAGCGCCAGCAGCUGGUCAGAAGGUUGCGCCGGGUGCUAAGGGCGCAGCGAAACCGGCCCAGAAGCCGUCAGCCCAGAAAGGUCAAGUGAAAGUAACACCCAAGGCGGCCUCCGUGAAGACCGGCAAAAACAAGAAGAAGGGACAACGACAACAAUAUGAUCUCAUCGUUACUAUUAAUCUGUCCGAAUAUGGACUCACAGAAGAUCAGGUAGCAGAAUUCAAAGAGGCAUUCAUGCUCUUCGACAAGGACGAAGAUGGCACGAUUACGAUGGCGGAAUUAGGGGUCGUCAUGCGGUCUCUCGGUCAAAGACCAUCGGAGACAGAACUGCGCGACAUGGUGAAUGAAGUGGAUCAAGACGGAAACGGUACCAUCGAGUUUAAUGAAUUCCUGCAGAUGAUGUCGAAGAAGAUGAAAAGCGCCGAUGGGGAAGACGAACUUCGCGAGGCGUUCCGAGUGUUCGAUAAGAACAACGAUGGCUUAAUAUCUUCGAAGGAGCUGCGACAUGUAAUGACGAAUCUUGGUGAAAAAUUAUCUGAAGAGGAAGUCGACGACAUGAUCAAGGAGGCUGAUCUAGAUGGCGACGGAAUGGUCAACUACGAAGAAUUCGUAUCGAUCCUAAUGUCGAAAAAUUAGUUCGGAGAUCGAAAGAAGGAUAUAGAUUCAAAGAUAACGAAGGAUCCUUGACGGAGCAAAAAUGAAUGGAUUCGCCACUCAAGUUCCUCGACUUCGUAGGAUUGCAGCGAGAAAUCGUUUCAUGUCCCAUGAAAAUAUAAUCGCAACCGUCGGGGGAAAAAAAUCAAAAGCUCGACGACCGAUCGACCGCGGCACGUACGACAUUGUGAGAUCGCGAAAGCGAAUUGCACCAACAUACCAAAUUUACUCUAUAGCUAAGGCUUUGUGAGAACGACGACGGCGUGCUGAAGAUUUCGCGCGUAAGUAGCGCAGGUAGACGAUUGAAGAGGCAUCGGAAGCCUUUGGCUUCGUGCGGGAUGCGCGAGUCUCGCCGCGAAUAGUAAAGGCUUCGGCUUUAUGGCCGGAAAACUGAGAGGAGAGACUUUCUUCCGCGAAUUUUGCACAUACGUACACGCAUUAUAUACACAGAUACACCUCGCGCUCCUUCGGACUAAUCUUAUAGACGAAUACUUGACAUUUUUAGAUAUAACGGAAACGUAACGUAAUGUUAAAAUAAAGAGAAUAUGUCCAAACGACGGGGGAGGGAGGUGUGACCCGCCGCUACCCGGAACAAUCAACCGAGCUUCGUUUAGACUUUUACGUCCCCCCUAAUCUUUACCCCCCCCCCCCCCACCCCUGAUAAUUUUACGGAGCGGAGAAUUUAAGAGUUACUUAGCUUUCCAUUUGAACAUCCC
This is a messenger RNA of Trachymyrmex septentrionalis, 1559 nucleotides long. RefSeq names its product neo-calmodulin-like. Gene Ontology annotation, cellular component: myosin II complex. Gene Ontology annotation, molecular function: calcium ion binding. The record is from RefSeq and is a predicted model, not a curated record. NCBI's taxonomy places the organism in Eukaryota, Metazoa, Arthropoda, Insecta, Hymenoptera, Formicidae. The transcript has 8 exons. Bases 1 to 825 code for a protein of 274 amino acids.